Molecule: messenger RNA, 1807 nt
Organism: Neolamprologus brichardi
Lineage: Eukaryota; Metazoa; Chordata; Actinopteri; Cichliformes; Cichlidae
Source: RefSeq, a predicted model, not a curated record
UGUCAGCCAAUGGCCUGCAGCCGUCGCCACUGCUAGCUCGUCUACUCUCAGUGCCGUCACUUCUAAACAUGCCCAUCAUGUUCGUAGUUUUGGGCUUUAUCUUCUGUCUUGCGUGUUGAUUUUCGUCACGAUGAGCAGCCUCUGCAGAGAGGUGAUCACCCUCCAGCUCGGACAUUACUCCAACUUUGCGGGAACUCACUGGUGGAAUUUACAGGAUGCAUCUUUAUCGUACGAUCCAGAGUCACCGCCAGGUGAGAUCCAGAGCGAUGUUGUGUUUCGUGAAGGACAGACUCUGGGCGGCCACGUCACCUACACACCACGACUCAUUGCCAUGGAUCUCAAAGGAAGUCUUCGUACUCUGCGACAGGAGGGAAGUUUGUAUGAUGCAGGCAAGGACACGUCUGCUGUCACGUGGGACGGAAGUAUCACUAUGCACGAAGAAAGUCCUCCUGCAAAGAACUCCUUCCUUGAAGACCUUGAUAAGUUGGAUAAAGGGGAGAUACUUGCAGAGGCUGAUUUUCCCUCCAGCUCCCAGCCUCAGUGCUCAGCAGGGUCACUGAGUGUGGAUACGGUGAACAGCCACCUGGCCAGAGUACACAAGAGCUACAGGCUGGAGUGCAGCGUGAAGGUGUGGUCUGACUUCCUCAGGAUCCACCUGCACCCUCGGACCAUCUCGGUCAUCCACCAGUACAACCACGAUGGAGAGGCUCACCGUCUGGAGGCUUUCGGCCAGGGCGAGUCUCUCCUCCAGGGGUCGGUGCUCGAGGAGCUGGAGGACAGGCUGCACUUCUUUGUGGAGGAGUGCGAUUACCUUCAGGGCUUCCAGGUGCUGUGCGACUUGGCUGAUGGCUUUGCAGGUCUGGGGUCGAAGGUCACUGAGCUGCUUCACGACUCUUACGGAGGGAGGGGCAUCCUAACCUGGGGGUUGUUACCUGUCAGUCACCCAGAUUCAACGCCAGUGAAGGAUCUCUACCGCCUGCUGAACUGCACUUUAGGGAUGGUACACAUGGCCAGUCACAGUUCUUUGUUCUGCCCGUUGACCUUGCGAGGUGGUCUGGGAAGACGACCGUCCUCUCCCACGACGUUCACCCACCUCAGUUAUGAUCCCUCACUGUGGUACCACUCCAGUUCUGUCCUGGCUUUGGCAUUGGACACCCUCACUGCACCUUACAGGCUGAGAAACAACAGCGUCCCCAUGUGGCAGUUGGCAGAUGACCUGACUGUAUCAGGGAGGAAGGUUGUGGCUGCUUAUGGUGCCGUCCCCUUUCCCAUGAUGCACGGCUCCUCUCUCCCUGACGCCCUGAGCACAUACGCCGACGUACUGCCGUGGAGGCCUCUGUCUGGGUGCGUUGAAGCAGGAGACGGCCGAUGCUACGGCCAGUGGGCGACGCUCAAAGGCUUCGAAGGCCAGAAACUCAUCAGGCUCGAUCCCUGGCUAUCCGAGCUGCAUCGCGGUGCGAGUGCUUUCGACAUCCGCCGUGUUGCCCCCAGCUUCCUUUCUCAAGGGCCUGAAGUGUCAGACUACCAGGAGGCCCUGGAGCAGCUGCGCCUGCUGGCCCGGUGUUACAGAGACGACAGCAGAGGCGUGAUGCGCUCUUCCUCCGAGGAAGAGGACGAUGACUGAAGUUGGCUAGCACGACUUGUACCAGCCUGCAUGCUGUCAGCCUGAUGCAGGGAGACAGAGGAGCUGUGCUCUGCUGUGUGAAAGGAUGAGGACUGAAGUACUGGGUGACAGAAAAGAAGUUCUGCCCAUGUAGUUUGUAAUUCAAUGACUGUUCAUAUGUAAUUAAAAGUAUUUUAUACAAAA